AUGACGGAAUCUAAGGAAAUGCCCAUGGUGGUCACUGGCGAUCCACCUUAUGAGGGGAAAGUUAUAUUAUACGUUGUCAAAGCCGAUCAGACAUCCUACAUCAAUUAUAUCAAACCGCUUAUCAUGGCCCGGGAGCUCAACAUUCCACACGUCAUAUCUGUGAUCGAUACAACCCAAGAGUGGUUUUAUCGCGUACAUCCAGAGCGUUACGUCCCAGCGCUAAGGGACCAAGGUCCGGACAACGGAGAAGAAAUUACUGUAUUUGAGGGAACAGCAUGCUUAGAGUACUUGGCAUCGCGGUUUGAUGCUGCAGGCACAUGGACGGGGAGAACGUAUUCCGAGAAAGCCGCAGUCUUUUCAUGGACGGCUUAUCAAACAGCAGGACUUGGCCCAACUGCCAAGUAUUGGCUGUACUUUCUCAAGGGUUACCCUAGCAGGGCCGAACCUGUCCAACUGCCUCGCACUAUCGAAAAACUGCAUUCAAACUGCCUUCGGCAAUGGGAUAUAUUGAACGAGCGACUGGCCCACCCAGGUCAGGAUUACAUCGCACUCAGGGAUCGGCCCACUUUGGCAGACCUGUCGUACUUGCCAUUCGCCAUGCCCUGGAUGUUCACGUUCCUCGGGGUCAAGAUUGAGGAUUGGCCAUCUAUCAAGGAAUGGAGUGACAGAAUGUUAAGUCGACCAGCUGUAGACGAAGUUAUGCAGAUGGCUCCUACUAUAGGCCACUGGAUAUGUUGA
Exophiala oligosperma is the source of this 738-nucleotide messenger RNA. RefSeq lists its product as uncharacterized. The transcript is spliced from 4 exons. The record is from RefSeq and is a predicted model, not a curated record. Bases 1 to 738 code for a protein of 245 amino acids. NCBI's taxonomy places the organism in Eukaryota, Fungi, Ascomycota, Eurotiomycetes, Chaetothyriales, Herpotrichiellaceae.